AUGGCAAGCCACCUGUUAGGUUUCCUGCUCUCUCUAAUUGCUGUUAUCCUGCCCCCGAGAUAUGGCUGCACGGACAUUAUUGGAGGACAUGUCGUGCGUCCUCAUUCCUGGCCAUUUAUGGCUGCUAUCCAGACAAAUAAUUCAACUGUGUGUGGAGGAGUUCUUGUGGAAAAGCAAUGGGUUUUGACAGCAGCACAUUGUAAUUCAAACAAAAAAAAACUUAGAGUUGUUCUUGGAGCCCAUCAAGCAUCCGUGGCUGAAAAAGAACAACAGAUAUUUAAGGUUACGCACUACUUUCCUAAUCCUCAGUUUGACACGUCUUCCAAGGAAAAUGAUAUAAUGCUCCUCAAGCUGAAUGGUAUUGCAAAGCUGAAUAAAGACGUGCAACUUUUGCCUCUGCCUGACUCUUGUGAAGAUAUCAAACCUGGCACAACGUGCCAGGUGGCUGGCUGGGGACUCAUGUCUCCAGAAAGGCGAUCAAAAUAUCUUCGGGAAACAACUCUUAAAAUUUUUGAUAGAAAACUCUGUGAGAGGAAGUAUAAAAAUUACACAAAAAUAACCAGCAACAUGUUGUGUGCUGGAGAUUCAGGUGGACCAUUAAUCUGUGCCAGUCAAUACAGUGGGAUUGUUUCUUUUGGAAGAAGAUGUGGAAACAGAGGCAUGCCUGGAGACAUGCCUGGAGUUUAUACACGACUGACUGAAACAUAUAUUAACUGGAUAAAAAAAAUAAUUUCCCUUUACGGAGAUCCAUGA
Molecule: messenger RNA, 753 nt
Organism: Pelecanus crispus (Dalmatian pelican)
Lineage: Eukaryota; Metazoa; Chordata; Aves; Pelecaniformes; Pelecanidae
Source: RefSeq, a predicted model, not a curated record